UCUAUCAGAUUUUCAUCGGCCCCCAAAUUCCAAGUGAAUCCUAAACUAACACGUUCGAUAAUAUUAUAUUGCACCAUGCCCAUGAGAUACAGGAUACGAAACUUGUUCAGGAAGAACAAACGGAAACGUCUGGCAUCCGAAAAUGAGCCGGAUACCACUGACAAUAGUGGUGGCGAUGCACAGAACACCAGCAGCGAGGAGGAAGCUAAGAAGGAGAAUCGAGUGGAGAUCCUGCCGCCUCCGCCGGUAGAGGGCGAGAUGCCCAGUUACUUCCAUGUGGGCCUCCUGGCUAAGAUGUGCCUCAUCCACGGAUACUCCAAUGGCCUUUGGAAGCUGCAGAGCACCUCGAAGACGGAUAAGGACUUCUUCCUGAGCAGCUUUGGCGAGGGCUAUCCAACCUGGAACUCUGUCUACGGUGGAUUGGAGGCCUACAAAGAAGAGGGUAACUUUCAUGCAUCCCUUGCCUGGCUGUCCGAUGGGUACAUGCUGUCCGACCUUGGAUCACGUGGAGAAGCUCUCGGCGGGACGUGGUCCUCUGUAUUCAAGUCUAUGCUCAGCACAAAUGACGGAUGUGAAUACCAAUGCAAGGUGAAGUGUGGCUUCGAACGCAAGCCCGGGAAAAUAGAGCUGUAUGUUCCUAUUUACAAGGAUCCCCUCUUUAUGGGCUACAUUCUGUGCGAACCUGCUACAAAUUAUUUGUUGGGUUACCGCACAGUACUUAAUGUGGAGGAUAAAAAAUUCGACAUGCAUGCCUUUUGCGUGGGCUAUAGCAAUAAUUCCACAGAAGUGGGAAUGAAACUUGAGAACUUCGAGACCAUUCGAGGAUCGAUUUUCCAGCGCAUUGGAGAAAAGUGGGCCUUGGCCUUGAAGGCAAACCUUUAUGGAAACGUGAAUGCCAAGAGUGUUCACGUUGGGGGCCAGUACGAGUUGGAGCCUGGCACUUUGCUAAAGGCAAAAGUGCGAGGGGAUACUCGCAUUGGGUUUAUUUUUCAACGUAGAUUUCGUGAGGACAUUGAAGCUUUGUUUCACGUUUGCUUCGAAGGAAAAGAUCCCAUCAAUGGAAAGCAUAAAUUUGGCGCCUCUUGGUACUUUAAUAUGUAGGCGAUAAAUUAUCGUGUUUGUAAUCUUUUAAAAUGAAAA
Messenger RNA from Drosophila subpulchrella, 1140 nucleotides. RefSeq names its product voltage-dependent anion-selective channel. The record is from RefSeq and is a predicted model, not a curated record. The coding region runs from base 76 to 1101 and encodes 341 amino acids. Gene Ontology annotation, molecular function: voltage-gated monoatomic anion channel activity. Gene Ontology annotation, biological process: monoatomic anion transmembrane transport. The transcript has 3 exons. NCBI's taxonomy places the organism in Eukaryota, Metazoa, Arthropoda, Insecta, Diptera, Drosophilidae. Gene Ontology annotation, cellular component: mitochondrial outer membrane.